Messenger RNA from Populus trichocarpa (black cottonwood), 1473 nucleotides. Its product is annotated as gibberellin 20-oxidase-like protein. The record is from RefSeq and is a predicted model, not a curated record. NCBI's taxonomy places the organism in Eukaryota, Viridiplantae, Streptophyta, Magnoliopsida, Malpighiales, Salicaceae. Bases 115 to 1065 code for a protein of 316 amino acids. The transcript has 2 exons. Gene Ontology annotation, molecular function: dioxygenase activity.
AUCAACAAGGUUGAAAAUGAUUUCCCUCUUUCUUCUAACCAAUCAUUUAUUGAUAUAUAUAUAGCUCUAUCAAACUGGACAAACCAAACAUUUUCUCUCCAUGUUCUAGGAAAAAUGCCUGAGUGCCAUUCUGCAGAACUUCCUAUUCUAGAUAUCUCUCAGCCACUACAGCCGUCUGCUCUGGCUUCACUGGCUGAAGCUUGCCAAGAAUGGGGAUUUUUUCGUAUUAGCAACCAUGGAAUCUCCAAAGAGCUUUACAACAAACUCUAUUCACUUUCACAGCAACUCUUCGGCCUCCCUGCUGAGACAAAACUCGAACUUGGUCCCUCUUCUUCCAUAAACACUUACACUCCUCAUUUCAUUGCUUCUCCUUUCUUUGAGUGCCUCCGAGUUUUUGGACCAAACUUCUUUGCAUCUGCCCAGAGUUCCGCAGAUACCCUUUUUGGCCAACAGAGUUUUGAAUUCAGAGCGGCACUACAAGAAUAUGGGACCAAGAUGACAGAAUUAUCGAAGAGAAUCGUGGAGAUUUUAUCGAUGAGUUUGGGGGAGGGUUUUGACAAUAAGUAUUAUGAGUCAGAAUUCAAAAAUUGCCAUGGUUAUCUGAGGAUUAUUAAUUACAAUCCUCCGAAAGGUUUGGUAGAUGAGGUCGAGGGACUUGGAAUGCAUACAGACAUGAGUUGUGUUACCAUCGUAUACCAGGAUGAAGUCGGUGGCCUGCAGGUGAAAUCCAGGGAAGGGAAAUGGAUGGAUAUAAGUCCAGGUGAGGAAACCUUGGUGGUAAACAUAGGAGAUUUGUUGCAAGCUUGGAGCAAUGAUAAAUUAAGAUCAUCAGAACACCGAAUCGUUUUGAAGAAGCCAGUUAACCGUCUUUCUCUUGCCUUUUUUUGGUGCUUCGAGGAUGAGAAGGUCAUCAUGGCACCAAAUGAAGUAGUAGGAGAAGGAAAUGCGAGAAUCUAUGAGCCCUUUGUUUGUUCAGAUUAUUUGAAGUUCAGAGAGAGCAGUGAAAGAGGGAAGUUUGAAAAGGUUGGCUUCACUGUUAAGGAUUUUGCUGGUAUUAGUCUCUGAAAGUCAUGGCUAAAAAAUCCAAGUUCAAGUUCUUCCCCGUGUAUCUGGUCAUAUUACUGGUAAUCUUUUAUUUCUGAAGUUAGGAUCUUAAAGUUGGUAGUUUAUGUCAGAUAUCUCCAGCAAUCGCCUUUCUUAACUUUUAAGCUCUUAGUCAGUGAAUGGUUUGUCUUGAGGGAUUUCAAGUUCGAGGUGAAGAAGCCAACAAAAUAGGGGUUAGCUGAGUCUGAGAGCAAUGACCUGUUGGUAGUUAAUGUCGAAGAGGUUGUACAGUUGGAGUUCCAACUUCCAACUAUGUGUUCGUGUAUUAUAUAAUUCUUGUAUUUAUGGGCCUAUCAAUAAAUGGAGAUACAAUAAUGGCCAACUCCAAAAGAAUCUAGAAGUUUUAAUGGAUUUGUUCUUGACAGAUCA